AUGAUCUCGCGUCCGAGUGUGAAUCGCUAGACGCGUAAUUAGGAUCUGACGUUGACAGUUCGAAAGUGUAGUGGCGAUGGGCGUGAUUUGCUCAUGAUAUCACAUUUUUCAUAUUCCUUGUGUUUUCAUAUCGGAAUUGAAAUAUUACGAAUACACAAAUGUUGAGUGAUUCUCCGAUUUGAAUGUAUCGGAAAUAUUACAAGGACACGAUGAUAUUUUGAUCAUAACGUAUGUCCACAAGGUUUAGCUUAUGGUCAUCGUAUACGUAAUUUUUCUAUCGCAAUUUUCACAUGUGGCUACAUAUUGUUUUCAAUCUGAUAUCUGUCUCGAUCGAUUUUACACAUGCAUAUUUUGAAACUAUUCACAUCAUUGUCACUUAUACGCAACUGUAUGUAUGUAUAUUCAUUUAGCGAUGGCUGCGAGCAAUAAUAGUUUUAUAAGUAAGCCAGCGCGUGGAUGGUUACAUCCGGAUCAUUUAGUGAGUAAAGAAGGAAUCAUCUACAAAGUAAAGUAUAUAGGAUGCCUCGAAGUAUAUACCUCCAUGAAGAGCUUAGACUUUGAAACACGUUCGUGUGUAGCCAAGGAAUGUAUAAAUAGAGUUUGUGAAGCUGCUGGAUUGAAAUCUGCCGAUAAAAAAAGAUGGGUUGACAUGAAAGUGUUGAGAGCUAUAGCGGAUAAACCCUGCAUGGAGCAUACUGCCACUAAUAUCAAUCUAACUAUCAGUAGCUGCAGUUUAUCCUUGAGCUGUAUCGAAACUGGACAUAUCAUCGCCAAACAUGACAUGCCCCGUAUAUCUUUUGCUUCCGGCGGUGAUACGGAGAUACUGGAUUUUGUUGCUUAUGUCGCUAAAAAUAUGCAAGAGUGGCGUGCUUGUUAUGUACUUGAAUGCAAAGGCGGUUUAGCACAGGACGUUAUAUCUACUAUUGGACAGGCAUUUGAGCUUAGGUUCAAAGAAUUUCUUACGAAACCGGGUUCCCUGCACCCUGCGUUGAAUGGUGUGAGGGAAGCGGAUAGGGAUUAUUACAACGAUCUCCCAGGAAAAGUACCGCCGGAUAUUGGUCCACCGCCAGUACCUCCUUUGCCGAACACAGCGUCUACUUUACCUAAUCUGAGGCAUCAUCACAAUCACGCAUCGCGCAGUCACGCGCUGAAUACCGCGGUUGAUUCGUUCCCCCCUACCGUUGAUAAACACCAACAGUGGGCAGAAACUGGGAACCUGAUCGAUCUGAACUCGGACGGCACGAUAUCCGCAUCGACGAAUUUGAAUAAUGUGCCUGAACACAAUUAUGUCAACGAUAAUGUCGUAGCGACGAAUAGAGAUAACCAUCGUGAGCCAGCAUCCCUUUUCGAUGUUUUCGACAUGGAACCGUUUAGUUUAGCAAUAUCGGACAUGAAUAGACUGAGUCCUCGAUCGCAAAAACAACAAUUGAAGCAAGAAAUUUGGUUUCACGGGAGUGUCAGCCGAGCCGAAGCGGAAUCUAUGCUUACUAGAGAUGGUGAUUUUUUGGUUCGAGAAUCUCAAGGCUCCCCUGGUCAAUAUGUUCUGACUAGCAUGAAUGACGGAACGCCGAAACAUUUGUUACUGAUUGAUCCUGAAGGCGUCGUGCGCACAAAAGAUCGUGUAUUCGAUAGCGUGAGCCAUUUAGUGCAUCAUCAUUGUGACAAUGUGUUACCUAUUAUAUCGGUCGAUAGCGUCCUGGUAUUACGUUAUCCUAUUCCCAGGCAUACGAAUUAUUGAUUAUUUUGUAAUAACGUCUGAUAAUAAUUAAGGCCACAAAUUUCAUAGCGAUUUUCCCAUAGUUCCCAUAUUUCUCAAAUUUCUGCACGUCUUUGGCAAGCUUGGUUUUUUAAGAUAGAUGUCGAUAAUCAAUCGACCUAAACUCGCGCACUAUACACCAAGUGCAUACAUAUUUUGUUUGUAAUUUCUUUUUGAUAUAUGAAUAGAUGAUUUAUGUUAUCAUCUA
This is a messenger RNA of Harpegnathos saltator (Jerdon's jumping ant), 1964 nucleotides long. It is a transcript of the gene Shc, whose product is annotated as SHC-adaptor protein. The transcript is spliced from 11 exons. The record is from RefSeq and is a predicted model, not a curated record. NCBI's taxonomy places the organism in Eukaryota, Metazoa, Arthropoda, Insecta, Hymenoptera, Formicidae. The coding region runs from base 395 to 1738 and encodes 447 amino acids. Gene Ontology annotation, biological process: cell surface receptor protein tyrosine kinase signaling pathway; intracellular signal transduction. Gene Ontology annotation, cellular component: plasma membrane. Gene Ontology annotation, molecular function: receptor tyrosine kinase binding.